AUGAGUUUUUCCUCUCCUUUGAUGCAAGCAGGAAUCUGCUGUCCCAGAAAGAGGUCCAUUCAAACAGAGCAAAUUAGAAGGAUGCAGCAGUUUUUGAUCUUUGUGAUGGCUACCUGGGGGGCAGGAUUCUUCUGCUCUUCAAUUGAUGCUUUCCAAAGGAUCCCACUAAAGAAAAUGCCCUCAAUCCGUCAGACCUUGCAGGAGAUGGGUGUGAAAGUCUCAGACGUCUUCCCUGCCCUUAAGCAGAAUAAAUACGCCGGUGCCACAGGCCCUCGGAAUGGGACGGCCCCCACCAUCCUCACCAACUAUCUGGACACCCAGUACUUUGGGGAGAUCAGCAUUGGCACACCAGCGCAGACCUUCAAGGUGGUCUUUGACACGGGCUCGGCCAACCUUUGGGUACCUUCCUACAGAUGCUCUCCACUCUACAGCGCCUGCGUGUCUCACAACCGCUACGACUCUUCCAAAUCACGCACGUACCUGGAGAACGGGACGGGCUUUGCUAUCCAGUAUGGAUCAGGAAGCGUGAAAGGUUUCCUCAGCCAGGACAUCGUCAUGGUGGCUGAUAUCCCCAUCAUCCAGGUCUUUGCUGAAGCCACGGCGCUGCCUGCCUUCCCCUUCAUCUUUGCCAGGUUUGAUGGGGUGCUGGGCAUGGGGUACCCCAGCCAGGCCAUCGAUGGCAUCACCCCAGUGUUUGACCGGAUCCUCUCCCAGCAGGUCCUGAAGGAGGAUGUGUUCUCAGUCUACUACAGCAGAGCUUCGAAGAACUCUCUUCUGAAACCUGGAGGGGAAAUUAUCCUUGGAGGAAGUGAUCCAGCCUACUACACAGGGGGUUUCCACUACCUGAACGUCAACAAGAACGGCUACUGGCAGAUCAGCAUGAAGGGGGUGUCUGUCGGUGCUGAGACAUUGUUCUGCAAAGAAGGUUGUUCGGUGGCCAUCGACACCGGGGCUUCCUACAUCACUGGCCCAGCAGGCUCCAUAGCCGUGCUGAUGAGAGCCAUCCAGGCGGCGGAGCUGGCGGAAGGAGGGUAUAUCGUUGACUGUGACAAAGUCCACCUGCUGCCCGAUAUCUCCUUCCACCUCGGUGGGAAGCUCUACGCACUCAGUGGCUCAGCCUAUGUUCUCCGGCAAUCCCAGUAUGGAGAGGACAUCUGCACCGUGGCAUUCGCAGGUUUGGACAUCCCUCCUCCAACCGGCCCCCUCUGGGUCCUGGGAGCCAGCUUCAUCGGGCAAUACUACACCGAAUUCGACCGGCAGAACAACCGGAUCGGCUUCGCCACCUCCCUCUGA
Molecule: messenger RNA, 1293 nt
Organism: Gopherus flavomarginatus (Mexican gopher tortoise)
Lineage: Eukaryota; Metazoa; Chordata; Testudines; Testudinidae
Gene: REN
Product: renin
Exons: 10
Coding region: 1-1293 (430 amino acids)
Biological process (GO): angiotensin maturation
Molecular function (GO): aspartic-type endopeptidase activity
Source: RefSeq, a predicted model, not a curated record